Alosa sapidissima (American shad) is the source of this 2597-nucleotide messenger RNA. RefSeq names its product clathrin coat assembly protein AP180-like. The coding region runs from base 1 to 2184 and encodes 727 amino acids. Lineage: Eukaryota; Metazoa; Chordata; Actinopteri; Clupeiformes; Clupeidae. The transcript is spliced from 19 exons. The record is from RefSeq and is a predicted model, not a curated record.
AUGCAGAAGGUGUCUCCAACCAAUAACGGCUCGGCAGCGGGCACUCCGGUGAAGACGCUGGACACUCCGGUGGCUGCGUCGGGUGGAGCCAGCCCCACCACCGCCGGUCCUCCCGCCAGACCAGCGCCACCGGCCGCCGCCGCUGUCUCAGCGGCCGCCGCCGCCUCCGCUGUCUCAGCGGCCGCCGCCGCCUCCGCUGCUGCUGCCUCCGCCUCCGCCUCUGCUGGUGGCUUGUCUAAUGACCUAGUGGACUUUGACCUGUUGGCUCCAGGAGGAAGUUCAGGACCUCCGACAUCCUCCUGGGGAGAUCUCUUGGGUGAGGACUCCCUGACUGCUCCUGCUGCCGCUAGCUCCGCUGAGCCUGCUACUGAUUCUGCCCCUGAUGCGGCUGCUCCGGCCAACGCUGCCGCCAACGGCCAAUCAGAAGGCGCCGCAGCCGCUGCUGCUCCCGCCUCUGCGGCAGUCGCCGCCCUGCCUGUACCCGCACCCACCACCUCCAUCUCCGACAUGGACCUGUUCGGAGACGCGUUUGCUCCCUCCCCCGGGGAAGGUCCGCCCACUGGGGGCGGCGCUCCAGUAGCUGCUGUUGAUGCAUGUGCCGGAUCUGACCCAUUCGCGCCAUCAGAAGGGAGUGCAGCCAUGGCCCCAGAGCUGGAUCUCUUUGCCAUGAAGCCAGUGGACAGCGGCGCCGCGUCGGCCACCAGCCCCACGGCGGGUGCGGAGCCCUUCUUGCCCUCCUCCAGUGCUGCUGAUGCUGAUGCCACUGCUGGUGCUGAUGCUGCUGCCACCUCCCCUGACGCUGUCAUCGUCACCGUCACCGCCGCUGCCACCUCCCCAGACGCCGCUGCCCCCGCCCCCACCACCACCACCUCCACCACGGCCUCCGAAGCUGCCGCUACUGCUCCACCCGCCUCGGCUCCCACCCUAGAUCUUUUUGGUGGUCAAGAGGGGUCGUUCAACGAUUCAGACUCUGAAACUAAAUCUCCUACUGCAGAUAUGUUUGAUUCUAUGCCUGAGCAAACCUCCCCCUCAGCAUCCAAAGCAGACGCUACUCCUAGCAUAGGCCUAUUUGGUGCAGAUCUCCCAGCAGUUUCCCGUGGGCCCUCCCCACUCCCCCCUGAGGCUAAUGUGACUGGUGAUCUGCUGUCGGAUCUCUCCCCUGCGGCCCCUCCAGCAGCUUCAGUGGGUGGUGACCCCGCUGCAUCCUCUCCUCCCAAACCUGACACUGCGCCGGUCAUCGACCUCUUUGGGGACACACUUGCAGAUCUGCAGCCUAUCGCCCCCGCCGCUACAGGAGCUGACCUGCUAGGAGGCCUGAGUCCAUCGUUGGCCCCCGCUGAAGCACCUUCUCUGGCCCCCGCAUUGGCCCCGACCCCCUCCCCAGCUCCAGCACCUACGAGUGCCCAGAACGACCUGCUGGAGGCCACUGGGGACCUGCUAGCAUCCACAGAUGCUGCUCCCGCGCCAACAGCGCCCUCUGGAGGCUUUGAUCCCUCAGUGUUCGAUGGAUUAGGGGAUCUGCUCAUGCCCACAAUCACGCCCCAGAGCACCGGAGGAACGCCCAUGGCCCCUGCCACUCCGACGCCGUUAGCUCCCUUAGUGCCGCUGGUUCCAAUCGCACCACUAGCCGGAGUACCGCUAGUGGGGGCGCCGCUAGCAGGAGUAGCGCCGCUAGCAGGAGCCCCAUUAGUGCCUGCUGGAGCUCCGCUAGCCCCAGCCCCAGGUUCUGCUCCAGGCGCCCCAGCCACUGCAACCCCACCUACCAAACCCAUCGGAGGAGACCUGGAAUCAUCCCUAGCAAACCUGGUUGGAAACUUGGGAGUUGGAGCCCAAAAGAAGGACCAGCAGUGGAGUGAGAAGAAGCUGACAGGCGGUGCUCACUGGACCCCCCAGGUCGCCCCGACCAGCUGGGGAGCCCCUGGGGCUCAGAUGCCUGGUGCCCCACCCACACCUCCAGCUGUAGGAGGCUUGCAGGGCUUUGUCAUGCCUGUAGUGGGGGCUCCUGGUGCUCCUAUGAUGGCCCCCAUGGGAGCUCCGAUGAUGGGACAGCCCAUGAUGAGACCUCCUUUCGCUGGAGCAGCCGCCGUUGCACCAGGGGCACCGCUGUCCCCUGGGCCUGCUGUCCAGAGCCCCAAGAAGCCAAAAGACCCCCUGGCUGACCUCAACCUCAAGGACUUCAUGUGAUCACCCAGAUUUUCUUCCUUUAGUCUAGAUUGGAGUGGAACACAUUUGCCUGGUCUUUACCGACAGCCCCCGGAACCCCUUCCACCCCCAAGAUGAAAGGAGCCCCCGACUGACCUUGCCACCCCCUUCCUCCCCCAACACACACACACAUACACACACUCUCUCCUCAAUGCCCCUCAGCCUCUCCCCUGAUCUCUUAAAUGUGUAGCACAAAGUGUGAAGCUGUAGAAAGAUAGAAUAGAAAGAAUGAGAGAGAGAGAGACUGAGAGAGAGAGACAGAGAGAGAGAGACUGAGAGAGAGAGACUGAGAGAGAGAGACAGAGAGAGAGAGACAGAGAGAGAAGUAGACAGAAAUGGAGAGAAUGAGCUUGUGCUUAUAUUAAUGUAAUCUUUUUGUCCAAACAAAAAUGAAC